This is a messenger RNA of Hippopotamus amphibius kiboko, 1761 nucleotides long. RefSeq names its product Sp5 transcription factor (gene SP5). Gene Ontology annotation, biological process: regulation of transcription by RNA polymerase II. Lineage: Eukaryota; Metazoa; Chordata; Mammalia; Artiodactyla; Hippopotamidae. Bases 63 to 1235 code for a protein of 390 amino acids. The transcript has 2 exons. The record is from RefSeq and is a predicted model, not a curated record. Gene Ontology annotation, molecular function: RNA polymerase II cis-regulatory region sequence-specific DNA binding; DNA-binding transcription factor activity, RNA polymerase II-specific.
CUUCGGGUCUCCAUGCCUCGGCAGAGCCCUGCUCCGCAGCCAACGGCCCGCAAGCCGUAGCCAUGGCCGCCGUGGCCGUCCUUCGGAACGACUCGCUACAGGCCUUCCUCCAGGAUCGCACCCCCAGCGCCUCCCCGGACCUGGGCAAGCAUUCGCCCCUGGCGCUCCUAGCCGCCACCUGUAGCCGCAUCGGCCAGCCGGGCGCCACGGCGCCCCCGGACUUCCUGCAGGUGUCCUAUGACCCCGCACUGGGCUCGCCCUCCAGGCUCUUUCACCCGUGGACCGCCGACAUGCCGGCGCACUCGCCCGGCGCGCUGCCGCCCCCGCACCCCAGCCUGGGGCUCACACCACAGAAAACGCACCUGCAGCCGUCCUUCGGGGCGGCGCACGAGCUGCCGCUUACACCCCCUGCCGACCCCUCGUAUCCCUACGAGUUCUCACCGGUCAAGAUGCUGCCCUCGAGUAUGACGGCGCUGCCCGCCAGCUGCGCGCCCGCCUACGUGCCCUACGCAGCCCAGGCCGCGCUGCCGCCCGGCUACUCCAACUUGCUGCCACCGCCGCCCACGUGCCGCCAGCUGUCCCCCAAUUCGGCCCCCGAUGACCUGCCGUGGUGGAGUAUCCCGCAGGCCGGCACCGGUCCGGGAACCUCAGGGGUUCCGGGGGGCAGCCUCUCCGGCGCCUGUGCCGGGGGCCCCCACGCGCCGCGCUUUCCUGCCUCGGCGGCCGCCGCCGCCGCCGCCGCGUUGCAGCGGGGCCUGGUGUUGGGCCCGUCGGACUUCGCGCAGUACCAGAGCCAGAUCGCAGCGCUGCUGCAAACCAAGGCCCCCCUGGCGGCCACGGCCAGGAGGUGCCGUCGCUGCCGCUGCCCCAACUGCCAGGCUGCGGGCGGCGCCCCAGAGGCAGAGCCGGGCAAGAAGAAGCAGCACGUGUGCCACGUGCCGGGCUGCGGCAAGGUGUACGGCAAGACGUCGCACCUGAAGGCGCACCUGCGCUGGCACACGGGCGAGCGGCCCUUCGUGUGCAACUGGCUCUUCUGCGGUAAGAGCUUCACGCGCUCGGACGAGCUGCAGCGGCACCUGCGGACUCAUACGGGCGAGAAGCGCUUCGCCUGCCCCGAGUGCGGCAAGCGCUUCAUGCGCAGCGACCACCUCGCCAAGCACGUCAAGACGCACCAGAAUAAGAAGCUCAAAGUUGCUGAGGCCGGGGUCAAGCGGGAGGACCCGCGGGACCUGUAAGCCCCCUCCCCGGGGGCCUCUCCUGCCUCGGGCUCCCUACCCAGCACCUCUUCGGAGGGGUUCCGGGGGCCUGUGGAUAGCCGCCCGAGGGGAGACCCAACAGAGGCACCUGCCCCUUCCUGCUUGCCCGCCUCCCAAAACGGCGCCAGGCCUGCAGCUUCCCUGGCCGGCCUGCCUGCGGACAGGGACCCUGUGCCCACGAAGAGCAGGGGAGGUAGGGUUGAGAGCUCUGCGUCAGGAAAGAGAGCUUUCAGUCUCUGAACCAUUCCCACCGUCUGGGAGACCUACAGUUUGGGGGGAUCACCCUGGGCUGACCUUUGUAUAUAGGAAACGCUGCUGAAAUCGAAGCGGAAGGACCUCAAGAGAUUUGAAAUAGUGCUGAGUUUUUUGCUAGGACUGGGCCGGAAUUUGUACAGGUUAUUUAAUAGCUUUCUUAAAGAAUAAUUAUAAUAAUUAUAACAUUAAUUAAAAUGUUACUUUUGUCCUCAGCUCCGUGCAGAGCUACAGCAUGAAAUGUCUCUGUAAA